Molecule: messenger RNA, 1962 nt
Organism: Branchiostoma belcheri (Belcher's lancelet)
Lineage: Eukaryota; Metazoa; Chordata; Leptocardii; Amphioxiformes; Branchiostomatidae
Product: ras-related protein Rab-20-like
Exons: 4
Coding region: 64-792 (242 amino acids)
Molecular function (GO): GTP binding; GTPase activity
Source: RefSeq, a predicted model, not a curated record
GGUUGCAGUGACUUCCGGGUUUGCAGUCCAAACUUUUUCAGUUCAUUUUAGUUCAGUUUCUGCAUGUUUACUUGCUGUUUUGUGCUAAAUCUUUUAUCCUGCAACCCCUCCUCCAGUGGUCUAGACAUCAUGGCCGCCAAAACCGGUGGCAAAAAGAAGGCGGACAUGAAGGUGGUGAUCAUGGGAGACUUCGCCAUCGGGAAAACAGCCCUGCUCCAGAGGUACAUCAGCGGGGCCUUCCAGGACACUACAAGUACCAUAGGUGCCUCCUUUAUGCUGAAGCAAUGGGGACCAUACAACAUUGCCAUAUGGGAUACAGCUGGAAAUGAAAGGUACUCAGGCCUUACCACAUUUUAUGUCCGGGGUGCUUCUGCCGCCAUCCUCGCGUACGACAUCAGCGACCGGCGGACGUUCGACAUCCUACAGGAGCGGUUUCUCCCCAUCCUGGAGGGCGCCGAGGACGACUGCCUCAUCGCGGUCGUGGGCACGAAACUCGAUCUCGUGACGGAGGAAACGCGCCAGGUUCUACCAGAUGAGGCGGAAAACCUCGCCAAGGAACUGAACACCCCGAGAAACGAAAAGCACAGAACUGUGGCGGACAGAAAGCUGUCGUUUGAAACCAGCGCCAAGAGCGGCCACAACGUAGAAGAACUCUUUAGCGCCAUGUUUGAUAUCUGUCUGCCUCUGGACAAAGCACCAAAAACACCAAAGAGGAACACUAGUACGGUGGACUUAGAGGCACCGUCAUCUAACAAAGUACCGAUGGGAGAGAAGGCUGGCUGUUGUAAUUAAUAAGUCUUGAAAUAAUUGAUUUUCAAAUUCAGGAAAUAAAUGUUUGGAUAAGUAGGUGUCUAUAGCUGGUCAUUUUGCAAAUAGAUUUUUUCAAUCCAACCCUCAUUUCAGAGACUCUUACCAGUGUAGAGAAGUAUAUCGAAAAUCUGAAAAGGGAGUAGUUUUUUUUAAAGAAAAUCUUUGUUUUACCCAUUUAGGCUGCUUGCAAUGACUUCCAUACUACAUACCAGCCAUAAAUAGAAGUCUCCUGUACUUUCUUGUUGCCAGUGUCACCAUAGUGCCUUAUCAAUACAAAAGGACUAUUUCAGUAUCAAACAUUGACUGUUAUGAUAUGAUGAUUGACUUUUAUGCUGUCCAUUUCAAACUCCAUUGUAAUGUCUUGCCUUUGUCAGCAGAAAACUUAAUGUAAAUCAGAUGCUACAGGUAUUGAUUGAUUAGCCAUGGCACAUCCUCAAAUAAGCAUCGGUCUGGAAUUUAUGCCUAAUGUAUGUUGUUGGAGGUCAAUAAUUAUUGUUUUCCUAAUAUGAUUUAUGCCAAUGAUACUUGUGCCAAUGAGUAAAUGUUAACUAAUGAUCUUAAACCAUUUUUAUUCCAUAUCUGCUGAAAGAGGGGACAGUUACCAAUAUAAGGUUUAACUGAUUUGACAGUUUGUACAUGUAUACACAUCUUUUUAUUGACAAUGUCGCACCAACUUUACAUAUCACCAAAUGAAAAAAAUCCCACUUUUGUCUAAUAAUAUUCUAUGUUGCUGUAGACUUUAGUUCUGUCAUAUGAUUAUCAUUAAUUUUAUACAGUACUAGUGGUUUAUGAUCAUACAAUAUGUACGUGUCAGGGUCAGAGUUUUUUAAAAUAAUCUACAGUUUAUAUUCUGGUUUACUUAAACACAAAAUCAGAAUAUUUUACCACAAAUAUUUUUAUUCGCAUAUCACUAAACAUGAUACAUGUAAUUAUACACUAAUUUAUGGAAAUGUGACAGAUGUUAUUUUACAAAACGUACAUAGCAAUAGGAAAAUGAAUAGGUACAUAUAUCAAAGUAAUCAUACAUGUAGACCUCAAACAAAUCUGGCUAAAUGGAAUAAAAUGUAUUGGAAAUGUGAUCACUUAUGAUGUUUUGUGGGCUUCUUUCCUUUGUUUUACAUGUAUAUACAAUUGGAACUGUUACAAUAGUUC